AGAAAGGUUAAGACCUACCAGAACCUGACUGUUACCAUACUCCGAGCAAAAAACAACCAAUCUCAUGAUUAUUGUGAGUCAUAUUGUCUUCGCCUUGUGCAUACUUUUCAUAGAUUUCUAAAUUCAUUAUCAGAGCAGACACUUUUUUUUUGUGAAAAAAAAAAAACUGAACUACCACUUUAAGCUUUUUAUUUAAUGUCUCUGAUCUGUUUCUACACACAAAUAGUUUUGCCAAUAGUGGGUAGGUCUUUGUAACAGUCCUGUUUUGUUUUACAGGGUCUGAGUCGGACUGUUAUGUUAUUGUACGCCUCCCCACAGCGUCUGCCAGGUCUCACCGUACUAAGACCAUGCCCAACAGCAAGACCCCAGAGUGGAAUGAGAGUUUCCACUACAGGGUCCACAGUCAUGUCAAG
Coregonus sp. 'balchen' is the source of this 413-nucleotide messenger RNA. The record is from the annotation of a GenBank genome assembly. NCBI's taxonomy places the organism in Eukaryota, Metazoa, Chordata, Actinopteri, Salmoniformes, Salmonidae.